This is a messenger RNA of Tetranychus urticae (two-spotted spider mite), 2392 nucleotides long. RefSeq names its product lysosomal phospholipase A and acyltransferase. Gene Ontology annotation, biological process: lipid metabolic process. Lineage: Eukaryota; Metazoa; Arthropoda; Arachnida; Trombidiformes; Tetranychidae. The record is from RefSeq and is a predicted model, not a curated record.
AUGUUAUUCCGUUUCAUAUUCUGCUGGAUGAUGCAAGUUCAAAUAUUCAUAUUGAGUCAACCAAGUAACCUGUAAUAACCAAUAAUCUGAAAUUCAAGCUAAUCCUGACUUUUACUCAGCCCAUUGAAAGUAUGUGAAGUAUGUCAUCAAUUAACAGCAAUCCUUUGAUAAUCAUAUAGUUCAUUUGAUUGAUUAAAUUAUGUGAAUAUGUCAAAGGUGUUAAUUGUCAUAACACUUGACAACUAAAUGGCUGUUUUUUGCAAUAAAAUUGGCAAAUUUAUCCAAAAACAGAGAGGAUAAAAUCAAUGAUAAAAAAGGAUUUAGGUGUAAAUUGCUUCAUUUUGGUCAACUGGAUUCAAAUUACAAUCAGUUCAAUCAUAGAUUUUAACAGCUUGAAAUAGGCGUAUAAAAGGAAGUCAUCAAGUCCAAUCUCUUUCUGGUUGUGUUUUGGUGCAGUUUAAGUUUACAGGUUAAUCCUCCUGGCUGUAUGUCCAUGAAUGAUUAUCUAGUGGAAAUAAAUUCAAUGGAUUCGUUAUAACAAUACUAGAAAUCAACAUUAAUUAUCAACAAUAAACUAUCAUCAUUUUUACAACACGAUAAUUUUUUACUUAAUAUGUUCAUGUGAUCAAUGGUUUUCCAAUUUUCAAUGGCAUAAUGUUCCAGUUCUCAUAGCUGUGACUCUUCGUUCUUCACCUUCAACUAAUUGUUAACCUUUUUUUAAUUUACGUUAUAAUUGUUUUUGUAAUUAUAUCUCAUAGACAACCUCAUAUUUUGUUAAUCAUCAUAAUAAUUUUACAAUUUUACCUCUUAUUCAAUUUGUGAAGCUCAACCUUUUUUGCUUGUGCUACUGUUUAACAAAGACCUAACAAAGUGCAAGAAAGUGUGGGAAAUCUUCUGCUUCGCCAUUUUUCAACAAAGAGUUUAUUUGUUUACAAUGUGGUUGCCAACCAAUCUUAAAUUAAAUUGUAUAAUUUCAACCUUAUUAAUAUAUUUAAUAGUUUAUUGUGACUGUCGAACAGCAAAUAAUUUAAAGAUCGAGAAAACUGAAACAAAUAUUGGACUCAAUGGAUUAUGGCCGUCGAGAAGACCAUCAAUUCAUUACAUGCCUCUAUCAUCAGCUGCUCUUAGCCCCAUGGUAUUAAUUCCUGGCGAUGGAGGAAGUCAAUUGGAAGCUAAAAUUGACAAACCAGACGUUGUUCAUUAUUUUUGUCAGAAGAAAUCCCCUGAUUAUUUUAGCUUGUGGUUAAAUCUUGCUGAUUUGGUUCCUUUUGUUGUCGACUGUUGGGUCGAUAAUAUGAGGCUAGUUUACGACAAUGUUACUCGUAAAACGUCAAAUUCUCCUGGUGUCGAUAUACGCGUUCCUGGGUUCGGUAAUACAACCAGCGUUGAAUAUGUUGAUCCUAGUCAAGUUUCUGUUUCUGGUUAUUACAAUCAAUUGGUAAAAGUCAUGGUGGAAAUGGGAUAUUCCCGUGGUAAUACUAUUUUAGGUGCUCCAUAUGAUUUCAGGAAAGCUCCGAAUGAAAUGGAGGACUUUUACAAUCAAUUUAAAACUAUGAUUGAAAGUAGCUACACUAAGCUAGGGAAAAAAUUGGUACUCGUUUGUCACUCAAUGGGAUGUCCGAUAACAUUAUAUUUUUUGAACAACCAAAAACAAGACUGGAAAGAUCGCCAUAUUCGUUGUCUGAUCAGUCUUGCUGGAGCCUGGGGAGGAGCAGUUAAAUCAUUGAAAGCUUUCACUUCGGGUGAUAAUUUAGGAGUCAUUGUUUUACCUGCAUUAAAAGUUCGUAAAGAUGAGCAAACAUUUCCUAGUUUAGCCUAUCUUAUGCCAACGGACAAAUUUUGGCCACACGAUGAGGUUAUCAUGUCGACAACCGAGUUGAAUGUUACAACUAGCAAUUACAAAGAAUUUUUUGAUCUUGUUCAAAAUACUGAUGGAUAUGAAAUGUGGAGAGAUGUUCGUAAUCUGACUUAUGAACUCAAACCUCCUGGUGUUGAAGUUCACUGUCUCCAUGGAACUGGUAUCGACACCAUGGAAUACCUAGAUUAUCGAAAUGUAAAAUUUCCUGAUCAUCAGCCAAAAAUAACAUUUGGACCAGGUGAUGGUACUGUUAAUGAAAGGAGUCUUAAAGGUUGCCUACGUUGGCAAACUCAACAGACGCAACCAGUUUUUUAUAAAAAUUUCACCAAAGUUGAUCAUAUGUCCAUUUUAGCGGAUCCUUUGGUCAUUGCUUACAUUCGAACAGUUGUUACCGCAGAAUAAGUCAAUCUUCAGUCUAUCCUUCGACCAUUGAUGGAACCGAUGAUGAAAACGGAAAGGGAGCUCAGUAACCAUCUUCAAAAUUCACAUUUCCCUUUAAAAAAUAAUAAAUUAAAUUGCAAUUUUAUAAUGAAA